AUGAGGUAUGCUCAACUAGUUAUUGGUCCGGCUGGGAGUGGUAAAUCUACGUAUUGUUCUACUGUAGUUCAACAUGCAGCUGGUUGCAAUAAAACGAUUGAAGUUGUGAACUUAGAUCCAGCAGCUGAAUUUUUCACUUAUGAUCCAAUGGCUGAUGUUCGAGAAUUAAUACAUGUAGAUGAUGCCAUGGAAGAUGUGGAUUUGAAGUUUGGACCGAACGGAGGAUUAAUAUUUUGCAUGGAAUAUCUUGUUGAAAAUCAUGAAUGGCUACGUGAAAAGCUUGGGGAUGGUGAUGAUGAUUACAUUCUUUUUGAUUGCCCUGGGCAAAUCGAACUAUAUACUCACAUGACUACCAUUAAACAUCUCGUUGAACUUCUUCAAAAUUGGAACUUUCAGAUUUGUGCUGUUUUCUUGAUUGAUGCUCAGUUUAUGGUGGAUGGUGCAAAAUUUAUUUCUGGGACAAUGUCUGCCUUGUCUGUGAUGGUUAAUUUAGAACUCCCUCAUGUUAACAUAUUGAGUAAAAUGGAUCUUCUUAGUAAAUCUGCAAAAAAUAAGUUAGAUAAUUUUCUUGAUCCUGAUCCACAUUACCUCAUAGGAGAAAUGGAAUCUAGUUCUAAGUGGAAUCUAAAGUACAGGACAUUAACUGAAUCUAUAGGAAGGAUAAUAGAAGAUUAUAGCUUGGUUAGGUUUUUCCCUCUGAAUAUUAAAGAUCACGAGUGUAUUUCUGAUUUACUUCUCACUAUAGAUAAUAUAAUUCAGUAUGGAGAAGAAGCUGAUGUAAGAACUCGAGAUUUUGACCCUCCUGAACCUGAGGAUGAAGAUUGUGAUUGAAUCAUGAUUCUUUUUAAUAAGUGGUAAAUUUGAAAUGGGUGAGUGCUUUAAUCAGUUAACUGUUUGUAAAAAUUGGAGUACUUUUUAUCUGUCUUAAAUUUAUUCUUUUGAGAUGAGGAAAUUAAAUUUUGUUAAUAGGUCAAUAUUAUCAAAAAGUAAAUUGUUAUUUAAUUAAGAUGGAGACAUAAUUGACUGGAUAAUUUUGUUGGGAGUUGCAGUGAGCGAAAUAAAAAAAAUAUGUUUUCUACCUGUUCUUUGUUCUCUAAGCACAAAGAGAUAUAAGUAUAUGUAUAUAUACAUGGACUAUGUAUCUUAAAAUUUUAUUUUUAAAUGAUGAUCACAAGUGAUCCCAAGAUGGCUAUGAUGUCCUAGUGAUAUUUUGUUUUCAAUGGAUUAGAAAGUAUUCUCUGAUUAAAUCACGUUUUUAAUAUAAUUGAAUGUACAGUAAUGUGUAAUAAAUAUUUUUGAUAAAG
Messenger RNA from Nezara viridula (southern green stink bug), 1304 nucleotides. The record is from the annotation of a GenBank genome assembly. NCBI's taxonomy places the organism in Eukaryota, Metazoa, Arthropoda, Insecta, Hemiptera, Pentatomidae.